AACAGUUGGAAGGGCUGCAGAGCGGCGAGCGAGCGGCCGGAGCCGGACACUGCGGGAGCGGCCGGAGCACCCGGGCCGGACACUGAGGGAGCGGCCGGACACAGGGAGAGGAGCCGGACACUGAGGGAGCGGCCGGAGCACCGGGGCCGGACACUGAGGGAGCGGCCGGAGCACCGGGGCCGGAAACUGAGGGAGCGGCCGGACACAGGGAGAGGCCGGAGCACCGGGGCCGGACACUGAGCGAGCGGCCGGACACAGGGAGAGGAGCCGGACACUGAGGGAGCGGCCGGACACCGAAUGACGGAGAGCCGGAAGAUGGUGAGGAAAAGUGAUGCACUGGCCACAGAGUCAGUCACCUGUCUCAAUGCAGCACUUUCCCAUCUUCGAAAUAUCUGGGAAGAGAUUGGGAUUCCAGAAGAUCAAAGACUGCAGAGAACGGAAGUUGUUAAAAAGCACAUUAAGGGGCUAUUGGAUAUGAUGAUUGCAGAGGAAGAAAAUCUAAGGCAACGGCUGAAAAAAAGCAUUGCAGUGUGCCAGAAAGAGCUCCAUGCAGUGUGUCAGGAACUCAGUUUGGCUACAUGUCUGCCAGAAGAAGAUUGCACGAUGCUGCAGCUGGAAAAAGAUCUGCGGACACGUUUGGAGGUCCUCUUGAAGGAGAAAAAAGAGAGAAUGACAAAAUUAAAAUUACUUAAAGAACAAGAUGAGGAGCUUUGUGACAUUCUUUGUACAACAGGUUUUUCCAUCGAUGUUGAUGCGGUCCCCAGUAUUGAACAGCUAGAUGCAUUUCGUGAGCACAUUGCUUCACUUAAUGAAGAAAAGGAACGCAGAAGGGCUGAGUUUGUAGAGACUAAGAAAAAAAUCAUUUUGUGCAUGGAUGAACUCGAUCAGCUGCCUGACACUAGCUUUGAGAGAGAUAUCGUGUGUGAGGAUGAGGAUGCAUUCUGUCUGUCUAAUGAGAAUAUUAUAGGUCUGAAAACAUUACUUCAACAGCUGGAGAUGAAGAGAGCUCAGAAUGAAGCAAAGUGCUCGGAGCUGAGAAGUCAAAUAAUUAACUUGUGGGACUGGUUGAAGAUUUCUGAUGAAGAACGUGAUUCUUUUGCUGUACACAUGGUUGGAUCCAGGGCUAAAACGAUGCAAACAUUGCAGACAGAGUUAGAGCGUCUUGAAGUCCUGAAAUUACAAAACAUGAAAAAUGUGAUUGAAGCUGUCCGACAAGAGCUGGCAUCAUACUGGGAGAAAUGUUUCUUCAGCUCUGAACAGCGGCAAGCAUUUGCUCCAUAUUACAAAGAGGAUUACACAGAGGAUUUGUUGCAGCUUCACAACUUGGAGCUGAAUCGAUUGAAGCAGUACUACCAAGCACAUCACCAGCUAUUUGAGGGUGUCUGGAAGUGGGAAGAAAAUUGGCAGCUUUACCUGGGUUUUGAGAAGAAAGCAUCGGACCCAAACCGGUUCACCAACCGAGGAGGCAAUCUUUUAAAGGAGGAGAAGCAGAGAACCAAGCUGUACAAAAUGUUGCCUAAACUGGAAGAAGAGUUGAAAAUGCAGAUUGAGGCCUGGGAACAGGAGCAUUGUUCACGGUUUUUGGUUAAUGGACAAAAUUUUAUGGAUUAUGUAUCAGAGCAAUGGGAGCAACAUAAAUUGGAGAAAGAGCGUGAGAAACAAGAGCGGCAACUGAAAAAGAGUAGACUGAUUGAAGAGGAAAUGCUGUACGGCAGUGCCCCAAAAACUCCAAGCAAGCGAAGGGUUAAUACACUCACUACACCAGGGAAAUCACGGAAGCUAAAUGGUACAUCGAUUGCUAGUGCCACACCCAACAGUACCUUUCGCUCCGCUAUUGGCAGUAGCGUCUGUUUCUCACCAAUCUCCCGACCCCCACUGUCUGGACGCAAGCCAGGACAAUCUGUGCGCACACCAGGAUAUUCAGCUACAAAGCUCCCACGCCAUGGUCUCAAUGAAAAGAACAAAGAGAAUAUUUCUCAUCUAAGUGCAACAGCAGUGAGUGGUGCGUCCAUCGGCAUCUCCACUCCACAACAUAAUCUCAGCAUAAAUUCAGUUGCCACCACUUAUUCUGAGUUUGCGCGAGAACUUUCAAAAGUUUCCAAGUCUGAUUGUCGGUCACGAGUUCUCAACUCUACAACCACCAACAUCCACACCUGAACGAGCCAGGAACUACCAAUGGGGAGCUGGACUGCUCAAAAGCAAGCUGGAGAGGGCCCCAACUUUAUGUGCACAAAAUGAACAUGUUACAGUAGAACUGGCAUGUUUUGAUCUAUAUUACUGUAAACUGUAAAUUACAGGAUAUGUGAAAAAUACCACAGAUGAACAGAGGGAAUGGAAAAUUUUACCUUGUCUAUGCCAUCUGCAGAUAUCUUGGGGCAUUGAACAUAGCUUCAAAGCCUAUUCAGGGAGGAAGUGUUGCUUUUAAAGAUUUUUAUAUGCAAGGAAAUUCAAAAAGUAUCUUGCAGAAUAGCCUCGCCCAAUGAAAAUGAAAUAAUGUUUAUAUCAUUCUUUCUGAGCUAUUGUUUGGUGAGGGGAGGAAAGAGUGCUAUAAAUUAGGUUUCUCCGGAGCUCAGCUAGAGUAGCUUGUUGAACUUCAAAAUUCUCUUGGCAAGUAUUUUACAUGGUAGUGUUUGGUUGACAACUCGUGUUUUGAUAUUAGAAUUUUUGAUCCUCUUGAUCUAGUCUAUUUGAGACUUCAAUGAGCUCAAGGGUAGGCUAUCCAAUUCCUAGGUUUGUGCUAAAAGGAGGUCCCAAAACUCUGGUACAAAAUGAAAUUUGCUAAUUUGGGUCUGUGUGGACAAACUAAAUCAUAUUUUGGCAAUAUCCAUAUGGCAUAUGUGUCUGUAAAAUUAGCUUCAGUUUUCUCUUAUAGUAGCAUUAGCAAGAGGUGAAAGCAUGCAGUUGGUAUGCCAACUAGAGAGCAAAUUAAAUGUAAUUAUCCUUAUUUUGCAUUGGAUUGGGAGACAUGGGAAAUCUUUACAUUAGUUCAAAUAAGGCCAUGUAUGUAUGUUAUGAUGUCAUAACCAACCCAUGGUUCAUUGUGGUUCCAUUUUUCAUAUGAUCUUGUGGGUUUAAUAAUACUUUAAUCAUACCCGUUUUUAAAUAUUUUUAUUUCUGCACAUUUAAAUUGUGUUUGAUUCUUUAAGCUAAUCAUGAAUUUUGCACCUUUUAUGCAUUUUCCUUUAUUUAUUCUUGUAACAGCUGUCUCUUUUUGUUAAAGUUAAGCAAAUGACAUAACAUAGUUAUGUGCAGUGAGAGAAGCCUUUAAACACUAACCAUUAUUUUGUAAUAUGCUAUAGAGACUUUAAUUGCUACCUGAUAGAGUAAUCUUUAUGCUUGGUCUGGCACAAUGUUUGUCCAAUGUCUCGCUCAAUCUGUUCCUGACUGAAGGUACGCUUUUAUUCCAUCUUGGAAUCAAGAAUUAUCAAUCCUAGAGCAGGCUUUAAGCUUGAAUUAGUUUGAAAAAGGAAAGUUGUUUUUGUUUUCUUUGUUUGAGCCAAUCUGCCAUUUUAAAAUGGGGUAGGGGAAGAGAAGGGUUGUGAGGGAUGAAGAUUUUUUUGAAAAAUCUUGUUCCUUUUUGAACUGUGGUGUCCCAUCAGACUGGGUCUAAUGAAUUUCUAGACCUAGCCAAGGAAUUGUCUGUUUCCUAAUCUGACAGUCAGGUAACAUGGGGAAGCACCACACACUUUUUUUCUGUCAAUGGAGACGCUUGAGCGUGUGUGAGAAAAGCUGGUUCUUGCUUAUGUUGGUCUAACUGGCAGAGAUAUGGCUAAGAUUUUUUUUAAAAAUCAAGUUUGUUCUUAAAUUAACCAGAAUUAUCUUAAGGUAUGAAAUUUGUCACAGUUGGUGUGUGUUCUGAUAUAAACUCUUGACUUGAGUAGUUCCAAAUUGAAAGUCCAUUUCAGAACGGUUGGUUGCAAGGGUACUAGGCUGUCAAAGUAUCUUCUAUAGAUGAGAAAUUCACACAGAUUCACCAGCAAAGUUUAAAGACAUCUGCCUUGGUUGUUUGCCUGCUCCUGGUAAAUUAUCUGGAUUUACCAGUCAACUCCAUUAUGACACAACUGUGAAGAGACUGGCUUCUUAAAAAUAUUUUUGUAUGGUGGCAUACUUAUAUAUAAAAAAAAUUGCUUUCCUUCCCAAUUGAAAUUGCUGUUAUGGGGAAAGGUGCAGGGCCAAGGCAAUUUUAAGCAUUUUUGUUUCAAUAUUUAAAUCUAGAAAUAACUUUUUGGGCAGAGCAUCUAGGUCAAAUUAGGUUUUAUAUUUGUGGUCCGGUAUCUCUGUGCAUCUACAAACCGCCUGUCUCCUUUAUAAUCUGCAGACUAUGGGACUUCACAAAUGUUCAAAUUUUCCUGCCAGCAGUUAGGGGGUUAACAUGUUGAGCAUUAUCUCUUCUAGUAAAAAAAAUGUAAAUUCUAUAGACAUCUGAUUGGUUAUGGUCUGGUACCAGGCUCAAACACCCCAGUCUGUACUGAGUUUCAGUCAGUGGUAUUAGGAAUUGCCUUUUUCUUCAAUGCUCUGAGCUAAGAGAGUAGGUAGGGUGAAAUCACAUAGGAAUCCUGUGGCGAAUCAGUAAAGUCUAAAGUGUACUUGUUCAGCAUAGGCCACAUUUAACUGAGAUGCACCUUGCUGAACUGUACUUAGGACCGGCCCUGAGGAAAGGCAGUCUGAGGUACUGGGGGGGUGUGGGGCUAUGAGGCGCACCGUAGCUUAAAGGCUGUAAUUGAUAACAUUGGACACUGAAAUAUGUUAGUCUUCCGACCACUGUUUGAAGCUUGUCUUUAAAUUGUACAGUGUUAUGCAAUAAAUAGUCA
This is a messenger RNA of Pristis pectinata (smalltooth sawfish), 4811 nucleotides long. It is a transcript of the gene prc1b, whose product is annotated as protein regulator of cytokinesis 1b. Lineage: Eukaryota; Metazoa; Chordata; Chondrichthyes; Rhinopristiformes; Pristidae. The transcript is spliced from 14 exons. Bases 298 to 2157 code for a protein of 619 amino acids. Gene Ontology annotation, biological process: mitotic spindle midzone assembly; microtubule cytoskeleton organization. Gene Ontology annotation, cellular component: cytoplasm; spindle; mitotic spindle midzone. Gene Ontology annotation, molecular function: microtubule binding. The record is from RefSeq and is a predicted model, not a curated record.